Molecule: messenger RNA, 2362 nt
Organism: Mercurialis annua (annual mercury)
Lineage: Eukaryota; Viridiplantae; Streptophyta; Magnoliopsida; Malpighiales; Euphorbiaceae
Product: protease Do-like 9
Exons: 9
Coding region: 186-1898 (570 amino acids)
Biological process (GO): proteolysis
Molecular function (GO): protein binding; serine-type endopeptidase activity
Source: RefSeq, a predicted model, not a curated record
AUUUGUGUAAAAACCCUUAAAAUGUUUGAAAAGAAUACUUACAAGUUGAGUGUAAAAAGCCCAAAUCUAAAGACUAGGCCUAACAUCGUCCCCCUCUUUCUCCAUUUCCUAUUCUUGCAAAUUCCACAAUCCAGAAGCUGAAACAUUACUAACAAAACCUGAUAUCACUGAACACUCAGGAAAAAAUGGACGACAAACCCAGAAAACGCGGUCGACAACCCAAGAACAAAACCCCAGCAACAUCAGAAACCAUAGAUUCCCAUAACGACUCACAGCCUCUCCCUACCACCUCCACCACCACCACUACAAGCCCACCUCCCUCCGGGCGCGGAAGACCAACAAAAAAGGCAAAACAAACCGAAAACUCCAAACCUAAAUCCCCGGAACGGAGACUAACACGACACAGUGAGCAAAACGGAGACAUUUCUGCACCCAUUAGUACUAACAAUGGUGCCAAUGUGGGUGGUGUAGAGUGGGAGAGUGUAGUAAAAGUGGUGCCUUCAAUGGAUGCUGUGGUGAAAGUGUUCUGUGUGCACACUGAGCCCAAUUUCUCGCUUCCUUGGCAGCGGAAAAAACAGUAUAGCUCGAGUAGUACCGGGUUUAUCAUCGGAGGCAAGAGGGUUUUGACCAAUGCUCAUUCUGUUGAGCAUUAUACUCAAGUUAAGCUUAAGAAGAGAGGCUCUGAUACUAAGUAUUUGGCUACUGUUUUGGCUAUUGGCACCGAGUGCGAUAUUGCAUUGUUGACAGUUGAUGAUGAUGAAUUUUGGGAGGGAGUUACUCCUGUUGAGUUUGGAAAUUUGCCUGCUCUUCAAGAUGCUGUUACUGUUGUGGGGUAUCCAAUUGGAGGCGAUACAAUCUCUGUAACAAGUGGUGUUGUCUCACGCAUAGAGAUACUAUCUUAUGUCCAUGGUUCCACAGAGCUUUUGGGGCUGCAGAUAGACGCAGCCAUAAACUCGGGAAAUUCUGGGGGACCUGCCUUUAAUGACAAGGGAAAUUGUGUUGGCAUUGCAUUUCAAUCUCUGAAACACGAAGAUGUGGAGAAUAUUGGCUAUGUUAUCCCCACACCUGUUAUAACACAUUUUAUAGUUGACUAUGAGAAAAAUGGGGCCUAUACAGGCUUCCCAAUUCUUGGCGUUGAGUGGCAGAAGAUGGAAAAUCCUGAUUUGCGUUUGUCAAUGGGGAUGGAUCCUAAUGUAAAGGGUGUCCGCAUUAGAAGAAUUGAACCUACAGCUCCAGAAUCGAAUCUCUUGAAGCCAUCUGAUAUUAUCCUUAGUUUUGAUGGGGUUAAAAUUGCUAAUGAUGGAACAAUUCCAUUCAGGCAUGGGGAGCGAAUUAGUUUCAGUUACCUUGUGACUCAAAAGUACACUGAGGACAAAGCCUUAGUUAAAGUUCUCCGCAACUCAGGGACACUUGAAUUCAACAUAAAACUUGGGACACACAAACGGUUGAUCCCAGCUCAUAUUAAUGGCAAACCUCCUUCAUAUUACAUCAUUGCUGGAUUUGUUUUUACUGUUAUAUCUGUUCCAUACCUGCGUUCCGAGUAUGGAAAGGACUAUGAAUUUGAUGCUCCAGUCAAACUCUUGGACAAGCAUCUACAUGCUAUGGCACAAUCUGUAGAUGAACAGCUUGUUGUUGUUUCACAGGUUCUCGUCGCUGAUAUUAAUAUUGGAUAUGAAGAUAUUGUCAACACUGAGGUUGUUGCAUUCAAUGGCAAGCCUGUGAAGAAUCUGAAGAACUUGGCCAGCAUGGUGGAGAGCUGUAAUGAUGAAUUUUUAAAGUUUGACCUAGAAUACCAACAGAUAGUUGUCCUACAUACCCAAAAUGCCAAGGCAGCAACAUUAGAUAUUCUUGCGACGCAUUGUAUACCAUCUGCUAUAUCCGAUGAUCUGAAGACUUGAGCAUACAUUUUAGCGGGAGGCAGGCAAUUUUGCUGCUCUCCAUGCAGCCCGAAAAGUUGGGUUUUUCUUACAUAUAUACUUGUGAGCACAUUUAUGAAACAGCACUCACAUUGGCUCACCAUUUGGAGGUUUGCGGUCCACUGGUUUUCCUGUUUUCAUAUGCUUGCUGUAGGGUUGCACUACUUUCUUCAAGCUGUUAAGAAGUAGGAGAGUUCAAUUUUAUUUUUACUCGUAAGCAGAUAUUAUCAGAGCGCGAGGAUGCAGGGAGGAUGUAAAAGUUGAUCUAUGACUAUGAGUGCUACAUUCGUGCUAUUAUUAGUAUGUACGAGUUUCUGAUUAAAUUUUGCUAUUCCGGUUUUAUAUCUACACCUGUGCAAAGUAGGCAUUCUUAUUUCUGUUAUAUUGAACCUUCAGAAUCAUUGAUUACGGAAUUAAGCAAAGAAGCAUUGCCUUUUAAGGCCAUA